Messenger RNA from Cyanistes caeruleus (blue tit), 1389 nucleotides. RefSeq lists its product as uncharacterized. Gene Ontology annotation, biological process: natural killer cell activation involved in immune response. Gene Ontology annotation, cellular component: membrane; external side of plasma membrane. Lineage: Eukaryota; Metazoa; Chordata; Aves; Passeriformes; Paridae. Gene Ontology annotation, molecular function: MHC class I protein binding. The record is from RefSeq and is a predicted model, not a curated record.
CCCCCCGCCGUGUCCGUGUCCCCACUCGGGGGUCGCCGCUGUCCCCUCGCCUUGUCCCCACCCGGGGGUCGCCGCUGUCCCCUCGCCCUGCUGACCCUGCUGGCCCUGCUGGCCCUGCUGGCCCUGGCCCCCAGCCCAGCCUCUCCUGAGCUCAGCCCCCGCCAGAACUCCCCGGGAUCCACCCCAGGAUCCCCGGAAUGCCGGGAUCAAGCCGUGCUCACCGGGGAAUCGCUGUGCCUGGAGCCGGAGCAGCCCCCGUGGGAGUGGACAGAGCUCCAGUGGAGGGUGAAGAUGGAUUCGGGAGGGCGGGAGCGGAUCCUGACGGCCACCAGGACCGGCCACGUCUCGUGUGCCAAUGGAUCCUUCCACGGCAGGGUGGAAUUCCAUCCGGGAAUUCUCUCCCUGUGCGUGUCCCCCACGCUCAGAAGGGACAGCGGGACCUUCCUGGCCGAGUUCGGGAAUUCCUCGGGGAUUUUCGUGCGGUGCUUCAGGGUGGCCGUGUUGGAUCCUGUCCAGCAGCCGCGGUUGGAAUUCCGGGUCCUGGCGCGGGAUCCGGGCUGGUGCCUCCUGUCCCUGCUCUGCUCCAGCCCCGGGAAUGUCUCCUACAGCUGGGAAUGUCCCGGGGAACCCCCGGAAUCCCCGGAAUCAUCCCCAAAAUCCCCGGAAUUAUCCCCAAAAUCCCCGUCCAGCCUCACCCGGAGGAUCCCCGAGGACGCGGAACCCCAAAUUUGCCUCUGCAACGUCAGCAACGCCCUGGGCUGGGGCGUGGCCAGAGCCUCCCUCACCUGCCCAGGAAUUCCCGGGAAUUUCGGCCCCUGGAUAGCGGCGGCCGUGGCCGUGGGGCUGAUCCUGCUCCUGGCGGGAAGCGUCUGCUGCUGGAAGCGGAAAAAGAAUUCCCGGGAAGAGCCCCCCGCAGCCCCCCCGGAGCAGCCCCUGACCAUCUACGCCGAGGUGGGAGAGAGGAAACCCCGCCAGGACCCCGCCGGGAGCAGCGAGGCCACCGUCUACGCCCUGGUCACUCCCAGGACACUGGAGCAUCCCAGGCAGCAGGAAGAAGCCGGGAAUUUCACCGUCUACUCCACGGUCCAGUUUGGACGGAGGCCUUCCUCCACCAAGAGGAAGAGGCUGGACCGAGCUUUGGUCUCCACCGCCUACUUGGAGGAUAACGGGAUUUUCAGGCCCUCGGGUUCCUCCAAUCCCACCGGCCCCAAAACCCCGGAAUUCCCGUCCCUGUGGAAUUCUUCUCCCGGAAAAUCCGGCGGCCGCCAGAUGGAAUAGGGAAAAAUCCAGAAAUCCGGGGUUUUUCACCCAAGAUUCGACCUCCGGAGCGAAGAUUUGGGGGUGGGGAAGUGUGGAUGGGGAUGGAUUUGGGAUUGGACAGAUGGGGAA